Rubroshorea leprosula is the source of this 5044-nucleotide messenger RNA. The record is from the annotation of a GenBank genome assembly. NCBI's taxonomy places the organism in Eukaryota, Viridiplantae, Streptophyta, Magnoliopsida, Malvales, Dipterocarpaceae.
CCUGAUUCCUUAUGACGAGUGGCACAGUAAGCAUGGUGGACGCUCGUGCAUCUGAAUACCUCUCAAAUUCCCGGUCCCGGAAUAAUCGUCUGGAUGGACACGUCAAGCUCCGAUUAUCUUGCUUGGCAUGCCACGUGGGUAGCCCCGAUUAUUGCUGACUUAAGCAUCGGAGUGUCUACCCCGAGUUCCACCUCGGGGCUUUGCAGAGCUGGUAAUUCAUCUUUGCCUCAUGGGCAAAGUCAACCCCCCACCAACCUUCCACCCCUGAUCCCACCUCAAAUCCCAACUCAACUUCCACCUCAGCUCCUACCUCAGAUUCCCCCUAUGUUCCCUCCUGUCGAUCAUGCAGAAGGAGGAGAUGAAAACCAACCUCAUGCCUCAGCUCAUAACUCAACUUCCACUGCCAAUCAAGACAUAGUGGCAGCUCAGCUUGCUGCCAUGCAGCAACAGUUUGGUGUUUUUCAGUUGGUGCUGGCUCAGCUUUUAGUUAGAAAUAACCCUGGUGAUCCCCUCAUCAACUUACUAAACCCUGCUCAACAACCCUCAGCUCCACCACAGAAUCCUCAACCGGUUCAACCUGCUCCCGUUAUUAGCGAAUCUCAGGCUCAAUCCCAUAUCGCACCAGCUCAACAACCCAUCCCUGAUGAUGUUACUCGUCGCCUCGAUAGUCUGGAGAAGCUAGUAGCCGAACACCGAGGUGCUCCACCCCCACACCAUGCUACUGAUUCUAUACCUCACCCUCUGAACACCAACAUUACACUGGAACCCUAUCCUGCUGGCUUCAGAAUACCACAAUUGGAGACUUAUGAUGGGACGAAGGAUCCCGAUGAUCAUCUGCAUGCUUUCUACUCUUGUAUGCAAGCUCAGAACGCCUCUGACGCGUUGAUGUGCAAGAUCUUCCCCUCUACUCUCCGAGGUAAUGCCCGAACUUGGUAUUACAGUUUACCUCCGAGGUCAAUUAGUUCGUAUACAGAAAUGGCAUCUGCCUUUGCCACUAAGUUUUCCAGUAGAAGGUUGAUUAGGAAAACUACUUCUGAGUUGAUGCGGGUUAAACAGAGAGAUGGAGAAUCAUUGAAGAACUAUAUGAGCAGGUUUAAUGAUGCAGUUUUAGAGGUUAGUUCUUUUGAUCAAGCUGUGGGGAUUACCGCUGUGAUCUCCUGUCUUAAGCAUGACAGGUUCAGAGAUAGUUUGAUCAAACAUGCUGCCACCACCUUUAGCGAGGUAAACGACAGGUCUCUAAAAUUUAUAACUGCUGAGGAAUACGCCCUGGCGCAAAAUCCUCCUCCCACUAAGAACCAGAACCCAGAAUGGAGAGAUGACAAUCCGAGCCGGAAAAGGAUAAUCGGGAUUAAGAAUAAGAUGGAUUUACGGCGUCCUGGCCUAAUGAAAGCUGCUGCUGCUAGUCGAGACCACACCAGAUAUUGUGAUUUUCAUCAAGAUCACGGCCAUACUACAGAGCAGUGCAACAGCUUAAAAUUCGAACUGGAAAGUUUAGCUCAGAAGGGAAUGCUGAAUGAGUAUGUUCAGAGAGCUGAACAGCCGAGGUUUGUCAGAGAGCAGAGGCCGCACCCUCAAGGAGUCCGCAAUCCCCCAAAUAGACAAGGUGUGGGAUAUCAGCAAGCCCCACCUCCGCUCCCACCACCGGCUAGAAUCAUACACAUGAUUACGAGAGGCCUUAAAGUAGGUGAAUUGAGCUCUAAGCAGCGAAAGCUAUAUGUUAAAGAGGUUAAACAUCAAAACCGAGCUCAGAAGCGGAAGAUUGACGAUGCUGAAUGGAAGAAUCAACCCCUCAUUUUCACAUCUGCUGACCUCGACAUAGUUGUUACACCCCACAAUGAUCCUCUGGUCACUUCUAUCAUGAUCAAUAACUGUGAAGUACAACGUGUCCUUGUUGACACCGGGAGUGCACCAGACAUCAUGUAUUUCCACUGUUUUGAGAGUCUGGGACUAGAUCCAGCAUUGUUGCAGAAGUAUGAUGGUCCUAUCUAUGGUUUCAACAACCAACCUGUUCCGGUAGAAGGAGUUCUUACCCUCCAUGUGGCUUUUGGGAGUGGUAGGACCUAUGUAACCCCUUCAGUCCGGUUCCUCGUCGUCAAGAUGGCCCUUUCUUUCAACAUUGUUAUUGGCCGACCCACAUUGACCAAAAUCCGAGCUGUGGUUUCCCAAUCUCACCUCUGUAUGAAGUUCCCAACUCCUAUGAGAAUAGCAACACUGCGAGGAAACCAAGAGGUGGCCAGACAUUGUUAUAUCACCUCGGUAACACAACCAACGAAGGGCAAAGAUCAAACAUCCGAGGUCAUUCCCCAGCAGAUUCUUGAUAAUCAACAGGUUAUGGGUGUAGAGAUCGUCGAUAAUCGACCGGAAGAUGAAACCAGAGCUACUCCGGUCGAAGAUGUUGAAGAAGUGCUCGUUGAUGACAGAGAUCCGAGCCGAAAAAUGCAAAUCGAAACUAGAUUGAACCCGGAGGAGAGAGCAGAACUGAUAGCUUUUCUCCGAGCUAACAAUGAUGUAUUUGCAUGGACUUCGGCAGAUAUGCCAGGCAUCCCAAAGUCAGUGACUCAACAUAAGCUCAGCAUCAAUCCAUUGAAGAAACCAGUAGCCCAGAAGCAGCGUCUCUUCGGGGGGGAGAGGCUUCAGGCUAUUAAAGAAGAGGUAGAGAAACUCUUACAAGUUGGUUUUGUCAGGAAAGUUGAUUACUACGAAUGGGUGGCUAACCCAGUCCUGGUGAAGAAGGCAAACGGUAAAUGGCGAAUGUGUAUCGAUUACACAAAUCUUAAUGACGCCUGCCCUAAGGAUUGCUAUCCGAUGCCGAGCAUUGACAAAUUAGUUGAAGCGGCUUCAGGCAAUGAGAGGUUAAGCCUCUUGGAUGCAUAUUCUGGGUAUCACCAAGUGCCAAUGGCUCCCGAAGAUGAAGAGAAAACCUCGUUCUAUGCUGGCGAUGAAAUUUAUUGUUAUGUCAUGAUGCCGUUCGGUUUAAAGAACGCAGGUGCUACUUAUCAGAAAAUGGUGACCAUAGUCUUUCGAGCUCAGAUUGGCAAGAAUCUAGAGGUGUAUGUGGAUGACAUUGUGGUAAAGAGUCUGAAAGCAGAAAACCAUCUAGCCGACCUCGAUGAAACCUUUAAUAACCUCAGGAAGAACCGGAUGCGGUUAAACCCGGCCAAGUGCAUCUUUGGAGUAGAGUCUGGGAAGUUUCUAGGCUUCAUGGUGUCCCGAAGAGGGAUUGAGGUCAAUCCAGAGAAGAUCAGAGCAAUUGCCGAGAUGGAACCGCCGAAGUCAGUAAAAGAUAUACAGAGGUUGACUGGAAGGGCUAUAGAUGGGGAAAUUCUUUAUCUGUAUCUGGGGAUUUCAGACGAAGCCAUUAGUACGGUUCUGGUGAGAGAAGAAGCCAAGCAGCAGAAACCAAUCUAUUAUAUCAGCAGUGUACUGCACGGGGCAGAGCUGAGGUAUCCUAUAGUUGAGAAAGCAGCUUUAGCAGUUGUCACUUCGGCCAAGAAGUUGAGGCCAUAUUUCCAGUCACACCCAAUUAUCGUUCUCACAGAUCAACCUCUCCGGCAGAUUCUGCAAAAACCAGAGUGCUCUGGAAGAUUAAUUAAGUGGGCAGUAGAACUGGGGGAGUUUGAGAUCACGUUUCAGCAGAGAUCGGCCAUCCGAGCUCAAGCAUUAGCAGAUUUUAUUGUCGAGUGCACUCCAUGUCCUUCAACCUCUAAUCCAGAACCCAACGACUGGACUUUAUAUGUUGAUGGAGCAUCUAGUAGCAAGGGUUCAGGGGCUGGUGCUCUCUUGAUUGGUCCAGAGGGAUACCGAAGCGAACACGCCCUGAAGUUCAACUUUGAUGCGACAAAUAACAUGGCUGAGUAUGAAGCUCUGCUACUUGGUCUACAACUAGCAUUAGAGUUGAAAAUCAGUGCAAUUCAAGUGUACAGUGACUCUCAGCUGGUGGUGAAUCAAAUCAACUCUAUUUGCGAAGUCGUUGAUCCUGUGAUGGUAAAGUAUGUAGCCUUGGUGGCCGAGCUGAAGUGCAAAUUUCAGAAAUUCUGUCUGAGUAAAAUUCCCCGAGCUGAGAAUGAACAGGCAGAUUCACUCUCCAAGUUUGCCUCUGAUAGCUCUUUAAGCUCCAGAUCCGUUUUUGUAGAGGUCUUAGAUGAACCAAGCUUCACGAAGUCUCGGGAGGCAAUGAAAUUGAGGAAGAAAGCAUCUCGGUAUACACUUGUUGAUGGAGUCCUGUAUAAGAGAUCUUUCUCACUUCCUCUUCUACUGUGUUUAAACCCCUAUGAAGCUGAAUACGCACUUCGAGAAGUGCAUGAGGGUGUUUGUGGGAGCCAUGUUGGUGCUAGGACUCUCGCUCACAAAGUCUUAAGACAAGGAUACUACUGGCCAAACAUGUACAAAGAUGCCACUUACUUUGUUCAGAAAUGCCCGAAAUGUCAAUUCUUCGCACACCUGACUCACCAACCAGCAGAAGAGCUCACGAACUUGGUAGCGCCGUGGCCAUUUGCUCAGUGGGGACUGGAUCUUUUAGGCCCAUUUGUGAAAGGGGUCGGUGGUGUAACUCAUCUGGUUGUUGGUGUAGAUUAUUUCACGAAGUGGGUUGAAGCUCGGCCUUUAUCUAGUCUUACCUCUAAGAAGGUCGAAGAUUUUGUUUUCAGUUCGAUCAUCUGCAGAUAUGGGAUCCCAAAUCAGAUUGUGGCUGAUAAUGGAACUCAAUUCAAUUGCUCUUUAUUCCGAGAUUUCUGUUCCAGUUAUGGGAUCAAGUUACAGUUCACCUCUGUUUACCAUCCGGAGUCCAAUGGCAUGGUGGAAUCUGUUAACAAAUGCAUUUUGGAGGGUAUAAGGCCGAGAUUGGAGCAGCAUAAGGCCAAGUGGGCAGACGAGCUCAACAACAACUCCCAAGCUUCCGGGUCACCCAUUUCGAUGAAGAACAAAAUGGACAACUGCUUCGGGAAAACCUUGAUCUGCUUGCGGAAGUCAGAGAAGAAGCUUGGCUUCGAACUCUUGUAUACAAGCAGAAGCUAGCCAACUUCUACAAUAAACGGGUCCGCCCUCG